GCUGAUCUUUGUUGGAGCGAUACCAGGUUCAAAAUCGCCCACUUCAAGUGAACUCGACGAAGACUCUUCAAGUCCAGAGGCUGCCUUUCCUAGAUUUCAUCCUGAGUCUCGAUCUUCAAGUCCAGAGGCUGCCUUUCCUAUAUUUCAUCCUGAGUCUAGAUCUUCAUAUAACUCUGAUAUCGUUCAGAACGUGCCUAAACCUGAUUUUGCAAAGAAUUCAUCACAAGUUGAGUCAGAUGACUCUUCAGACUUACCAUUUUGCUUGAGCCAGAAUACAGUACCACUGUCCCAAGAUGGAUCCACAAUUUAUAUAGAAGGUCUAGAUGAAACUCUGCCUAAAAUAAAACAUUCUGAUAUUUCUAAAGUAAACACUGUUAAUCCACAAAAGCCAAAGAUCAACAAAAGUGUUUCUGAAAUAGAUCCUUGUGCUUCAUGGUCUUUAAUUCAUUAUUCUUCAGCAACAUCAUCUUAUGUCAUGUGGUCAAAAGGUACACAUACCGUAUCAACUGCCAAUAAAACUGGAACAUUUUUUGUAAGAGCUUGUCCGAAGUGCAAUGUUCAGUUCAAUCUUUUGGAUCCUUUGAAAUACCACAUGAAGGUUUGUUGCCCAGACAUGGUAGAUACAUUUAUGGAAAUGAUUAAAAUAGAGCUUUCAAGCUUUGAAAAUAAAAAUAUGACUGGUGCAGAGAAAGGAAAACUGAUUAUGUUAGUUAGUGACUUUUACUAUGGAAGACAUGAAGGAGGUUUUGAUGAUGAGGAGAAGACUUACACAACCUUUAAAUGCUUCAGUUGCUUGAAAGUUCUUAAAAAUAAUAUUAGGUUUAUGAACCACAUGAAGCAUCACUUGGAACUUGAGAAGCAGAACACUGAGAGUUGGGAAAACCACACCACCUGCCAGCACUGCUACCGUCAAUACCCGACGCCAUUCCAGCUGCAGUGCCACAUUGAGAGCACACACACUCCCCUUGAGUUUUCCACUAUUUGUAAAAUCUGUGAAUUAUCAUUUGAAACUGAACAUAUUCUUCUGCAACAUAUGAAGGACACUCAUAAACCUGGUGAAAUGCCAUAUAUUUGCCAGGUUUGCCAGUAUAGAUCAUCAUCAUUUUCUGAUGUAGAAGCUCAUUUUAGAGCAUCCCAUGAAAAUACUAAGAACUUGCUAUGUCCAUUUUGCCUCAAAGUUAGUAGGAUGGCAACUCCCUACAUGAAUCAUUACAUGAAGCAUCAGAAGAAAGGAAUUCAUCGUUGUACACAGUGCAGACUACAAUUUUUGACCUACAAGGAGAAACUGGUUCACAAGCUCGAACAUCGGACAUUUAUAAAGCCUAAAGAGCUAGAGGGAUUGCCUCCUGGGACAAAAGUCACUAUCCGAGCUUCAGUUGGAUCUCUUCAUUCAGGACCGUCAACUUCCAAGAGUAUUCUGUCUUCCAGUAGUUCUGCAAGCACUUCUCUGCAGGUCUCACCUUCAAAGUCUAAAACUACAACUACUGGAAGUUCUCCAAGAUCUAAUGCAAGUGAAUAUAAGACAAGAAAGUUUCGUGCAACUACAUCCACUAGAAGUAAACCUAGUACCAGUAAGCAAGGUAGAGGUGCAGCUAAAUGCAGAGCAAAAACCUCUUACAAGCCAAAGAAAAAGCGCAACAGGAAGAGUAAAAUCAGCAUAGCUUUGAAGAACUUACGGUGUCGUCGGGGAAUAUACACGUGCAUUGAAUGUCAUACCAAAAUAAAAGAUUUUGCAAGCCACUUUUCAUUAUUUGUGCACUGUAAUUUUUGCAAAUACAGCACUAACUGUAACAAAGCCUUUGUAAACCAUAUGCUGAGCUUUCAUACCAGCCAGCCAGCUAAACGGUUUUGCAUUUUUAAGAGGCUUUCUAGAACUCUCAGGGGCAUUACUCUAGUGUGCCUUAAAUGUGAUUUCCUGGUUGAUUCUUCGGCUCUGGAUCUUAUGGCUAAGCACUUAAGUCAACGUAAAACUCACACUUGCCAAGUUAUAAUAGAGAAUGUUCCUGAAAGUACCUCAGCUUUUGAACCCACUUCUGCCCUCUUGUUGAAAUAGAUUCCUGCUCUAUGGAGCUCGUGCAACCUGGUGCAAGACAAAUUGGAAUUUCCUAAGUUCAAAGUUCUGAAGUGUUUUCUUACACAAAGGCAGUUUCCUAAGUUCAAAGUUCUGAAGUGUUUUCUCAUACAAAAGUGAUUAAACAGCCAAGUUUAUGACACUAGUUCUCGUUAUUCAGUUCUUUUCAGCUGUCGGAUGGCACUAGAAUCUUACUCCACCUUAUCUUUAUGUCAGGUUAACAUACCUUAAUAUAAGCUUUUUUCCUGUUGGCUCUCUUCAGAAAUAACUUUUGUUGCUAUGGUCUUUUCUUGCUUUGCUUAAAAUAAUUCGUGUUUUUCUCCGCUAUACUUGCUUUCAGAAUACUGCAUUCCAAAUGAUGUGACUGUUCAUCUUUCUUGUCUGUUUUGUCUGGUUUCUUAGUUUCUUAGGAAAUUACAUUUUUAGGUCAGAUAGUUAUCUUUUUCUUCAUUCCUUGUCUGUCAUUGUUCUAUUUUUCAUAUUUUUCAGAUGCAGAAGCAACACAGAAAUUUCAAAUUAAGUCCAGGGUAUUCCUGGUCCGUGUCCCCCUUCGAUGGACACGUCUGAUGCCUGUCCUCUCUUUCCAAGGAAUGUGAAUUAUUUGACUGUGAGACCUCCUCUAGAUUUUGGCCUUAAGAAAUCAAAUCUUAGGGAGAGUCCCUUCCUUCAUGACUGGCCUCCUAUAAGACUGAUGCUAAUUUGGCCAGAGAUGACCUCAAGGCCCACCAAAUAGAGCACAACUUUCUACUGGGGGCUUUGGUUCUUGAUCUUAAGCUCAUGGGUCGAUUCUAACCAAGAAAAGCCCAUCAGAUCAAUGCUUCAACAUCCAAGUUGAGGUUGGAUCAUUCUGGCUGCUGCCCUUUUAUCUUCCUCAGUGUGCAUGCAGUCCAGGGAAUAUAAAAACUGGUUAUAUAGGGAACCAAGGUUACUUUUACUUUCAUGUUCUUGAAGUUUCUGAAGUUAACAGUUCCAAAAUCAGUUAGUUCUACUGUUGUUUAAAGUUUUUUCCAGUAUUAGAUGCAUUCAGCAAUACUACUAUUCAAUUUUUUUAUUUUUUUACUCUAUAAUUUAAUUUUGUUAUCUUUGUUUUAUGUUGUCUUUGCCAAAUUUAUUAAUGUCUGUUUUGUUAUAUCCUCUUUUCUUUCUUCUCUUUAAAACUUGUUUUGUGUUCAUUUUCUUUCGUUAAUAACUAAAAAAAAAAUCCUUUGAAUUCCCUACAAAUUUUAUGUAGCUACCUAUUGGCAGCUUCUUAAUUUGGUAAUUAUUCAGACCACUAGACGUUAUUACAUCCACUGCCUAUCUUGGAUCUAUCGUUAUCUUAGUGAUUGUGGGUUCAAAGGCAUGAAGAAUUGGCAAAGAACACUUCUACAGACCUUAAAACGAGUUUUAACAUUGCAUUUCUGUACAUCUAAUGCAUACUAUCUUAGCCAUUAGUGUAAUUCCUUUGGAUAAAGAUAAUAUAUUCAGAAAAUAUUGGGACCAAAAAAUGCACUUGUUUCUUGCCCAUAUAUAUAUAUAUAGAUGUAUAUUUUUUAAUUUGGUGUUUGUUUAUUUUGGUUACAUUGAAUAUAGAUUUGCUG
Capra hircus (goat) is the source of this 3651-nucleotide messenger RNA. RefSeq names its product zinc finger protein 280C. Lineage: Eukaryota; Metazoa; Chordata; Mammalia; Artiodactyla; Bovidae. The record is from RefSeq and is a predicted model, not a curated record. Gene Ontology annotation, molecular function: RNA polymerase II cis-regulatory region sequence-specific DNA binding; DNA-binding transcription factor activity, RNA polymerase II-specific. Gene Ontology annotation, biological process: regulation of DNA-templated transcription.